Molecule: messenger RNA, 3507 nt
Organism: Xiphophorus couchianus (Monterrey platyfish)
Lineage: Eukaryota; Metazoa; Chordata; Actinopteri; Cyprinodontiformes; Poeciliidae
Gene: vps52
Product: VPS52 subunit of GARP complex
Exons: 20
Coding region: 54-2225 (723 amino acids)
Biological process (GO): lysosomal transport; Golgi to vacuole transport; endocytic recycling
Cellular component (GO): GARP complex
Molecular function (GO): syntaxin binding
Source: RefSeq, a predicted model, not a curated record
AUUUGUGUUUUUGUUUUCCUUUCUAUCCUCUACGUUAGCAUAAAUUCGCCGCAAUGGCGGAGGGAGUACCUGCUGGUAUUAUUGAAGCCGACGUAAACAUAACUGGAAACCAAACACAAAUCGCCAUGGCGUAUCUACAGGACGAGAAAACUGAUGGAGACAUCACUAACCUUAACUUGGGAGAACUGGACCUGACCACUGAUGAGUUCAUCUUGGACGAAGUGGACACUCAUAUUCAGGCAAACUUGGAAGAUGAUCUUGUGAAAGAAGCUCUUAAAACGGGUGUUGACCUACGUCAGUACUCUAAGCAGGUGGAGGCGGAGCUGCAGAGGAUCGAACAGGCAUCCAUCAAAGAUUACAUUAAGGAAAGUCAAAACAUUGCUCUUCUGCACAACCAGAUCACUGCGUGUGACUCCAUACUGGAGCGAAUGGAGGGUAUGCUGAGUGGCUUUCAGAGCGACCUUUCCUCCAUCAGCAGUGAGAUCCAGACCCUGCAGCAUCAGUCAGUCAGUAUGAACGUCCGAUUGAAGAACAGGCAGGCCGUACGCAGCCACCUCAGCCAGCUGGUGGACGAGCUAGUGGUGCCCGGAGUCAUGAUCUCCACCAUCCUGGAAAGUCCAGUGACGGAGCAGGAAUUUCUUGAGCAGCUCCAUGAGCUCAACACAAAGAUCAACUUUGCCAAAGAGCUGAGCUUCAGAGAAACUUUGGCCUGCUCUGACAUCCAGGACAUUGUUGAUCGCCUCAAACUCAAGGCGGUCUCAAAGAUCAGAGAGUUUAUUCUUCAGAAGAUCUACUCCUUCAGGAAACCAAUGACAAACUAUCAGAUCCCACAAAAUACUCUGCUGAAAUACAGAUUUUUUUAUCAGUUUCUUUUGGCUAAUGAAAGAACCGUUGCCAAGGAGAUCAGGGACGAGUAUGUGGACACUAUGAGCAAGAUUUACUACAGUUACUUCAAGUCCUACAGUGGCCGGCUCCUCAAAGUGCAGUAUGAGGAGGUAGCAGACAAAGAUGACCUGAUGGGAGUGGAAGAUACAGCUAAGAAAGGUUUUUUCUCCAAACCGUCUUUAAAGAGCAGGAACACCAUUUUCACUUUGGGCCAGAGGGGGGCUAUAUUGAGUCCAGCAGAGCUGGAGGGUCCCAUCCUGGUUCCACAUACAGCUCAGAGAGGGGACAGCAGGUAUCCGUAUGAGACGUUGUUCCGCAGCCAGCACUAUGCCCUGCUGGACAACAGCUGCAGAGAAUACCUCUUCUUGUGUGACUUUUUUAUGGUGACUGGAAACUCAGCCCUCGACCUUUUCAACUGCAUCAUGGGGAAAACUCUCAGCAUGUUCAUGAAAAGCAUGUCCACCUACGUGUCAGACUGCUACGACAGCAUCGCUAUCUUUCUCUGCAUCCAUAUCAUCCUCAGAUUCAGAGCCAUCACAGCGAAGAGGACCAUCCCUGCUCUUGACAAGUACUGGGACGCCGUGUUGGAGCUGCUGUGGCCGAGGUUUGAACUCAUUCUGGAGAUGAAUAUCCAGAGCAUCAGAAACACGGACCCUCAGAAACUGGGAGUGCUGGACACCAGACCACACUACAUCACUCGGCGAUAUGCAGAAUUUUCCUCCGCCAUUGUGAGCAUCAAUCAAACAUUUCCUAAUGAGAGGACCAACACUCUACUGGGCCAGCUGCAGGUUGAGGUUGAAAACUUUGUGCUGAAGAUGGCGGCAGAAUUUCCCUCCAGGAGAGAUCAGCUGAUCUUCCUCAUCAACAACUACGACAUGCUGCUCAGUGUCCUGAUGGAGAGGGCAGCAGAUGACAGUAAAGAGGUGGAAAGUUUUCAACAGUUGCUCCUUGCUAGAACGCAGGAGUUUAUCGAGGAGAUUCUGUCUCCUCCCUUUGGGGGGAUGAUUGCCUUCGUGAAGGAGGCUGAGGCACUGAUGGAGAAAGGGCAGCUAGAUCGACUGAAGAAUGAGGAAGCUCGGAUCACUCAGCUGGUCCGAGGGUUUUCAAGCACCUGGAAGCAGUCAGUGGAGUCAAUGAGUCAAGAUGUCAUGAGGUCCUUCACUAACUUUAAAAAUGGAACCAGCAUCAUACAGGGCGCUCUGACUCAACUCAUCCAAUACUACCACGGCUUUCAUAAGGUUCUGAACCAGCCGACGUUCCGCAGCCUGGCCGUCCGCUCAGAGCUCAUCAACCUCCACCAUCUCAUGGUCGAGGUGAAGAAGCACAAACCCAAUUUUUAACGAGUGGGAGGGUCGCUAAAACGCUGAGCUGCAACCUGGAAAGGAUGACCCGUCUAAGCUCAUUUCGUCAUUCCUUUUUCAGCCUCAUUGAAGUCUGAAUGUCCUCAGUCUUUCUUUUUUUCCACAUGUGACACAAGUUGCAACACAGAUUACAGAGGAGGAGGUUUCAUAUCAACGUCUGACUGUUCAUCAUUGAACUUUUGCAUAUAUUCCUCUGAAGAAACUGCAAAACACACAUUUUGUGCCUGUGAACUUGGAAAAUUAAGAACUUUCAUUUAAACAUAACCAAAAUGUCCCCCGAUUGAGUGUGCAACUUUAGUGUAAACGUUGCUGAUAUUAACGUAAACUACCAAUAUUUCGAUCAUUCAGCCAGUUGCUAAAUCUGUGCAUUUAAAUUAUCAUCCAAAUUUAGAUUACAGAGGAAUUAAAUUAAAUGUUACUAUAUUUUUCCCACUAUUUAUUUAAACAGUUGAACAAAAUAUUUGGGUGCAAUUAUGAAACACUGGAAGGACUUUACUGUGACAGCAAAUGGACAUUUGUGUGGCUGAAAGUAUGGAUUCAGUUAUUUUGUGGACGUAUAUGAAGGAAAGUAUGAUUUUCUCUGGAAAAAGCCCACAAUCUUGCUCUCCUAACAUGGAAGAAACACUUGCAUUUGUUUGUGAUUUAUAACACUGCACUAGGUCGAGAAAAGCCCCUUCAAAGUACUUUGAAAGGGCGUUGACCCUUAAGGUAGCUGUAUUUUUGUCAUGUCAGCAAAUCCUACUGUUAUAGGAUUGAAUUUAAAAGUCAAGGAGCAUCUCUUAUCUUUGUUUAGAACAAUCAAUCUUUGGAUUUCAUCUCCUAAAAGCAUUAAUCUUUGGAAAAACCCAACUGCUUUUAUCAACACGUCUAUUAGUCCCAGCCUGCUCUCAUUCCAUACUUGUCAACAACAUAUUUAAUAUCUUGAUAAAUUAUAGACAGAAACGGAUCAAUUCUCAUGUGAUUUAACCAAGUAAUAUUUUCUGAAGAUUUGAGAUUCCAACCUAUUUUAAUUAACAUGAUUCUGAUCCCUCCUUAACCAUUUACUAAACCUGAUUUGUUCACAAAGAGACAGGCAAUGUAUUGGAUGUAUUGUAUUCAUUGUGAAGGAAGUCCUGGAUAAAAAGAUUAUUCAAGUUGCAGCAUGUCUUCGUUUCUUUGCCCUUUGUGUUGCAUCUGUUCCUGUGAAUGUGUGUAUUAAGCCAUUCCCAUGUAACCAACAUUCUGAAUGAGUUAAAAAUGAAUAAAGAGCAAAACAAGUUUU